AUGGCAAUUCCAGGGCAACGCUUUGACCUAGACCUCGAUGCUCCUGACUUUGCAUUCACACCUCUAGAAGACAAUGAUGAGCAUGAUGGCAACUCGAUUUCCGCCGUGAAAGAAAUUCAGGAGCAUGACACGGAUUCAGUCCCAGCGGCGCCGUCGUUGAAGUCAUCCAGGUCUGGAUUCCCUGAGCACAAGCGUCGCAAUAUUUCUACUUUCAAGAGGAAUCAACAGGCAGCCGCCUCUGCGCCGCGUCCCUCUAUACCUACUCGCGUCGAACCUUCCGACCGAGCAAUCGCCCAUCAUGUGGGCAAGAAGUACGGAGUGGAUUUAGAGAGCCAGCAAAAAGCGGAUAUCAGCGAGGAAAAUAAGAGAAGAAUUGCUGAAAUGUCAAUAGACGAUAUCGAGGAGGCCCGCUCCGAAUUAAUGCGGAAUCUAAACCCUGCCUUCCUGGAACGUUUGCUGAAACGUGCCAACAUUGACGAUGACCAGCAAGAACAGAAACGGUGGCCACAAGCUCCCGAAGAGGGCGAUGAGCAUGACCAUGGCGAUACUAGAAAAGAGAUGGACUCCGUAGAAGCCACAGAGAUGCCGGCUGGUGCACCUGAUGAUACUCCAUCUGCUCCCUCGGUUCAUUUUCCCGCUCCUCCUCGAUCUAAAGACGAUUUCAUCCCUCUAGAUCCAAACGACCCUUCCUUCUUUUCCGAACUCAGGACUCAUUAUUUUCCAAACACUCCUCAUGAUCCCUCUACAAUGACUUGGUUGCAAGAUCCCACAGAAGAAGAGAACCAGGAAUCACUGUAUAACCCGGAAAAAGAGUCAUUCUUGGCCUCUGCCCUGCGCUUCGGCUUCAAUGGACGCUUGAUACCUCCAAAAGAGAGUCUAGAAAUAGACGUGAAACGAGGUCUUCACCACCACGGUGACGAGCCUAGUAGCGCUGGCUACACAAUCCCUGAACUGGCAAUACUUGCACGGUCAACCUUGCCAAAUCAGCGAUGCAUGGCGUAUCAGUUACUGGGCAGAAUCCUGUUCCGGCUCGGCCGCGGGGAUUUUGGGCCCAGAGGUGGCGAGCUGCAGGAAGCCUUAUGGUCAGUAGUCGAAAGGGAAAGACCUCUCGAAGUCAUGAUGGCAGAAGCCAACAGGCAGUCUGGCCACGCCAGUGCAAAAGCCCACGCUGUUGAGGCACUCUGGCUUUGGAGAAAGGGUGGUGGAGGCGACAGAGGCGUGUUGAAACCAGGACAGAGGUUGGCGAAAUGA
Exophiala oligosperma is the source of this 1251-nucleotide messenger RNA. RefSeq lists its product as uncharacterized. Gene Ontology annotation, biological process: transcription by RNA polymerase II. NCBI's taxonomy places the organism in Eukaryota, Fungi, Ascomycota, Eurotiomycetes, Chaetothyriales, Herpotrichiellaceae. The transcript has a single exon. The record is from RefSeq and is a predicted model, not a curated record. Bases 1 to 1251 code for a protein of 416 amino acids. Gene Ontology annotation, cellular component: nucleus.